Molecule: messenger RNA, 435 nt
Organism: Temnothorax curvispinosus
Lineage: Eukaryota; Metazoa; Arthropoda; Insecta; Hymenoptera; Formicidae
Exons: 1
Coding region: 1-435 (144 amino acids)
Biological process (GO): DNA integration
Molecular function (GO): nucleic acid binding
Source: RefSeq, a predicted model, not a curated record
AUGAAACAACUCGCCAGGGAAUACGUUUACUGGCCGAGAAUCUCUGAUGACAUCGAACAUCUUGUUCGCCAGUGCGAUGCAUGUGCUCUGACUCAAAAAUUGCCGAUAAAGGUACUCCUCAAUCCGUGGCCUAUCCCGAAAAGACCACUAGAACGUAUGCACAUUGAUUAUGCUAGUCCUAUCGACGGCCAGUACAUCCUUAUUUUCGUAGACGCAUAUUCAAAAUUUUUCGAUUUAGCCAUCACGCCCACAAUUUCGCGGGCAAGUCGCACUGUGGAGUUGUGCCAUGAAGUUUUCUCCAGGUAUGGACCGCCAGAAGUUCUAAUCAGCGACCAUGGCACCCAAUUCACUUUAGGACUGUUCGCUGACCUCUGCAAGAACCUACAGAUCACUCAUUUAUUAUCACCGGUCAACCAUCCCCAAUCAAAUGGAUAA